AUGACGGCCUCCCUCUCCUGUUUGUGGGCGGUUCAAACCCCCAGCUGCCCCUCCGCUCUUGAGUACACAGGGCUCCGCAUCAUCCGACAGCGGAGAGCAACUAAUUCCACAUUUAAGAGGUGGGACAGCAAAGCGGCAUAUCAACUGUCCGAGACAUUGAACAGCUAA
Molecule: messenger RNA, 168 nt
Organism: Histoplasma mississippiense
Lineage: Eukaryota; Fungi; Ascomycota; Eurotiomycetes; Onygenales; Ajellomycetaceae
Exons: 3
Coding region: 1-168 (55 amino acids)
Source: RefSeq, a predicted model, not a curated record